Molecule: messenger RNA, 1490 nt
Organism: Syngnathus acus (greater pipefish)
Lineage: Eukaryota; Metazoa; Chordata; Actinopteri; Syngnathiformes; Syngnathidae
Product: phosphoglycerate mutase 1-like
Exons: 4
Coding region: 163-927 (254 amino acids)
Biological process (GO): glycolytic process
Molecular function (GO): intramolecular phosphotransferase activity
Source: RefSeq, a predicted model, not a curated record
CAAAACCCGGAAGCGAAGUGUUGACCAAUCGACCGGAUAAAAGUCGGCACCGGGCUGGAGUGAACUCCCCCAGUAUUUCGUCGCUAUAACCUCGGUCAAGACUCAUAAAGUCUCCCUUGUCGCGUUUUUUCCCAUUGACAUAUUGAUCUUUUUUGAUUGAUAAUGGCUGUCUACAAACUGGUGCUUAUUCGCCACGGCGAGAGCAUUUGGAACCAAGAGAAUCGCUUCUGCGGCUGGUUCGAUGCUGAUUUAAGCGAGACAGGAGAGAAGGAGGCAAGGAGAGGUGGACAGGCCCUGAAAGACGCCAACUUUGAAUUCGACAUCUGCUACACCUCGGUGCUGAAGAGGGCCGUCCGUACGCUGUGGCUGGUGCUGGAUGCCAUCGACCAAAUGUGGCUGCCUGUGCACCGCACCUGGCGACUCAACGAGCGCCACUACGGCGGCCUGACAGGCCUCAACAAGGCCGAGACGGCGGCUAAGCACGGCGAGGCUCAGGUGAAGAUCUGGAGGCGCUCCUUCGACGUGCCUCCUCCCUCCAUGGGCCCUGAGCACAACUUCGACCCCAUCAUCAGCAAGGAUCGGCGCUACGCGGACCUGACCAAGGAGCAGCUUCCUACUUGUGAGAGCCUUAAGGACACGAUUGCACGUGCGUUGCCCUUCUGGAAUGAGGAGAUCGCCCCGCAAAUCAAACGGGGAAAGCGAGUGCUCAUCGCCGCGCACGGAAACAGCCUGAGGGGCAUCGUGAAGCACCUGGAGGGAAUGUCCGACGCGGCCAUCAUGGAACUCAACCUGCCCACCGGUAUUCCCAUCCUGUACGAGCUGGACAAAAACCUCAAGCCCGUCAAGCCUAUGCAGUUCCUGGGAGAUGAGGAGACCGUGCGCAAAGCCAUGGCGGCUGUUGCUGCCCAGGGUAAAGCGAAGAAGUAAAAAAAAAAAAAAAAAAAUCACCUGCAGGACAAAGUCUCUCAUCAUUGUGUGUUUGUUGGAACAUUGUCACUCGCUAGCUUGUGCGAUUUUUAGGACUGUAAAUAAAAGGCCUGUGAACACAAAAAUAUUGAAAUAUAAUACUAAGUCAUAUUUGACUAUACUAAGCGACAUUUAAAAAAAAAAAAAUUGUUUGAACCUCACAAUGUAUGUGUUUUAUGUUUUGAUUCUGUCAUUGAUGAUAAUGAUUAGAAUAUAAUGCACAAUCUUAAAGAAAACCAGUAAAUGGCUCUCGAAAGAAAAACUUUGACACCCCAACUGUCUUUUACCGUGCAUCAUUCCAUUAAUGUUGUUAAUGUGUUGUUGUUGUGUCCUAUGAUGAAUAUGAAUGAGUCUUGUGCCGUUAUUAACACUCUACUAGUUGCCAAAUCUAACAUCCAAGUAGCAAAAAAUAAUUUUCUCAGUUAAGAUUUUGAUUUAUUAACCAUUUGUCCAACAGACAUUGUCAGUCUUUCACGUGUAAUAUCAUUGCCUGAAAUUGAAAGUAAAACUGUUCUGCUGCUGUC